Messenger RNA from Stomoxys calcitrans (stable fly), 874 nucleotides. RefSeq names its product protein late bloomer. The coding region runs from base 90 to 752 and encodes 220 amino acids. Lineage: Eukaryota; Metazoa; Arthropoda; Insecta; Diptera; Muscidae. The transcript is spliced from 5 exons. The record is from RefSeq and is a predicted model, not a curated record. Gene Ontology annotation, cellular component: membrane.
GAACACAUCACAGCGCGAAACCGACGACAUCGCUAGGAUAAAUUUCUAAUAGCAUUUCCAACGAGAGAAUAACAGGCCUCAUAACAAGAAUGGGCUGUGGUGAAUCGACAUUAAAGUUUUCAUUAUUCGUUUUAAAUAUUUUGUGCUUUAUAUUCGGGGUAUUGACAUUAUCAGCAUGUAUCUAUGCUCUCAUUGAGUUUGAAUUUUGCGAAGCUGUGAAAAUCCCAUGCAUUUUGGGAUGUAUUUUAAGUUCCAUACUAUUCCUUAACAGUAUUUUAGGUUGUUGCGGCGCUUACCACAGUGCUGUACAUCUUACAUGGAUCUACUCGAUAAUUAUGCUACUGCUUAUGGGAGCUCAAAUAGCUGUGAUAUUCUUGCAGCCAGUCGACUUCCAUAAAGUGGCCACAGAAUUUGUUGACAAGGUUUGGAAUGACACUGACAUAUCAAAUGAGUAUUUGAUGUCUUCAUAUGAGAUUAAGUAUGAAUGCUGUGGACGAUUUGGCCCAAAUGAUUAUAAAAUGAUGAAUGAAACAAUACCCACCAGCUGCUAUAUCUACCACAACAAUACCAUUGCAACGAACCUUUUCGAGGAUGGAUGCAUCGACAAAAUGACUGAAAUGUAUUCCACAAAUCAACGAGUGGAGGACAUAAGUGAUUGGACUCUAGUGGGCCUCGAGGGUUUAUGCGCUGUAAUUGGUUGCAUGAUGGCGAUUACCAUGAAAAAUGUACAAAGGCGGAAAUAUUACCAUUAGAACUGAAGGUGCUGACGCAAAUGUGAAAAAACGUCCGAAUAGCUAUGCGUAAACAAGUCACAUACUUUUAAGUACCUCAACGGAAUCACUGAGGUUCCCGGUGCCAUAUAUAAAUAGAGAAC